This is a messenger RNA of Zerene cesonia (dogface butterfly), 1632 nucleotides long. Its product is annotated as esterase FE4-like. NCBI's taxonomy places the organism in Eukaryota, Metazoa, Arthropoda, Insecta, Lepidoptera, Pieridae. The record is from RefSeq and is a predicted model, not a curated record. Bases 1 to 1632 code for a protein of 543 amino acids. The transcript is spliced from 3 exons.
AUGGUGAGAAUUAAAGUGAACGAAGGGGUGUUGGAGGGAAGUAAAGUGGAUAAUGUUUACGGCAAGCCCUAUUUUAGUUUCAAAGGUAUUCCGUACGCUGAGCCCCCUGUUGGCGAUUUGAGAUUUAAGGCGCCAAAGCCUAAAACGCCAUGGACUGGAGUUCGUGAGGCAAAAGAGCACGGCCCUGAAAGCUGUCAAUAUGAUCCUUUGUCAACACAAUCAGCGCAAUUCAAAGGUGAAGAAGAUUGUCUGUAUCUAAAUGUAUAUACUCCUAAUAUUGAACCAGAGGAACCACUUUCCGUCAUGGUGUACAUUCACGGUGGUGGAUUUUUUAACGGUAGUGGAAAUUCCGAUCGAUAUGGACCCGAGUUUCUGAUAAAACAUAAUGUCAUUCUGGUGACGAUAAAUUAUCGCCUGGAUGUACUUGGAUUCCUUUGCCUUGAUACCGAAGAUAUUCCUGGGAACGCGGGAAUGAAAGAUCAAGUUGCUGCACUCAGGUGGGUGCAGAAUAACAUAAGCUACUUUGGAGGUGAUCCUGAAAACGUAACUAUUUUUGGCGAAAGUGCUGGAGCAGCCAGUGUAUCGGCACACUUAGUUUCGCCGAUGAGUAAAGGACUUUUCAAAAGAGCCAUAACACAAAGUGGAUCAUCACUUUGUCCAUGGGCACAAACAUAUGGAGCUCGUGAUAGGGCUAUCCUACUUGCUAGAGAAUUAGGAUGUGAAUGCAAGGAUGACAAGGAGAUAUUUGAAUUUUUCAAAAACCAACCAGCCGUAAACCUAGUAAAUAAAAAAGUGCCAAUAAUUUUUACCGAAACCGCUAAAUUAUCUUCAAACAUUCACUUUGGUAUUGUUGUAGAAAAAAAAUUCGAAGGUCAAGAAUGUUUCAUUAAAGACGAUUUUUUUGAUCUUACGCGAAACGGUAUUCAUGAAGGGAUAGAAGUUAUAAAUGGGUACACAGAGGAUGAAGCUAUUGUCUAUUUUUCGAGUUGCAAUGUUGAUCAGGUGUUUGAACAAGUCAAUCAGUUUGCGCAAUUCUUGGUGCCCCAAGAUAUAAUGAAACAAGUUCCCGUUGUCCAGCAAAUGGUCCUUGGCAAUAAAAUGAAAAAGUUUUAUUUCAAAGAUAAAUUUGUCAACAAGGAACGUAAUUUUGAUGAAUUAUUGAAAUUCUUGAGUAUGGAUUUAUUUAUACACGGCGCCCUAACUUGGCAAAAAAUGUGUGCUAAGAGAGGCAAAAAUAAAAUUUAUUUAUACAAAUUUUCAUGCAAAUCUGAAAGAAACAUUUUUGCACAAUUGAUGGGAUGCAGUUUCAUAUAUGAUCACAGAAUUCCUGUUUCGCACGUUGAUGAUUUAUUUUAUCUAUUUCCUUCUUCAAAUGCCCUACCAGAAGUUGAUAUGAAUUCCAACACCUACAAAAUGAUUGAACAAGUUACCAAAUUGUGGACAAAUUUUGCAAAAUAUGGGAACCCCACGCCUGAUGAUAGUUUAGGGGCACAAUGGCUCCCGUAUACGGCUGAACAAAAGCAUUAUUUGGACAUUGGAGAGGAACUCACUCCUGGUACAUCUCCGGAUGAAGAACACAUCAAGUUUUGGGACGAGAUAUACAAAGAGUAUUGUCCACAAAAAUUGUGUUAA